Molecule: messenger RNA, 2160 nt
Organism: Suillus subalutaceus
Lineage: Eukaryota; Fungi; Basidiomycota; Agaricomycetes; Boletales; Suillaceae
Exons: 9
Coding region: 1-2160 (719 amino acids)
Source: RefSeq, a predicted model, not a curated record
AUGCAAGACCAUCCUCUUCAACAAGCUAGAAAGACUAACGUGUGGUAUCCAUUUGAUGGGCCGGGUGAAUGGUCACUCGUGAAAUUUCUUGUCGAGAACCUUUCCCAGACGCAGAUUGACAAAUUUCUCAAGUUAGAUUGGUUCCAGACCAGAGAGCGGCCGCAAUUCAAGUUGAAGGACGAGUUGUUCUUUUAUAUGCAGCAGCUUCCUGGUCGCAGGCCAAAAUGGCAGUGUAUGAAACUUAAGCUCAAGGGCUACGAAAGCGAACAACCAAUCCAUCUUAUUUGGAGGGACGGGCUGGAGGUUACAAAGCAACUUUUCGCAAACCCCAUUUAUGUGAGACAUAUGUGCUACGACCCUCACCAUAUCUAUCAAGGACAAGAGCGCCAGAUAGGAGAAUUCUGGACAUCAGAUGAUGCAUGGAAGAUUCAGGAUCAACUGUCCGAAGGGGCGACUAUCGUUCCAAUCAUUGCUGCCUCUGACAAAACCCCAGUUACAAGACACACGGGUGGCUUCGAGAUGCACCCUGCUGAUGUCCGCAUGAAGGCUAUGUCACAUGCGUGGCAAUGUACUGCAUUCAUGCCAAUACCGACUUUCAUUGUCAACUCUGAUUUCCAAUCCUUACUCCAGGCGCGUCUGUGGCACAAGUGCAUGGAUCUCGUAUGUUCUAAUUUGAAGGUCGCAGCUCGUGUUGGCAAAUAUAUGGUUGAUCCCUCAGCCAGACUUUGCCACCACGUUGACCCAUGGGAUCUCAUUGUAUUCCUUAGAGAGGCCAAAAAGCUUCAUCUCAGCGGGGUACACUUGCCGUUCUGGAGAAACUGGAGGCACUCUAAUCCUGCUAGCUUCCUGACACCAGAGAUUCUACACGCGCUGCAUAAUCACCACAAGCGCACUGGUGUGCGCCACUUCUCUGGGGGUGUCUCUCACCGCACGAUUGUGCCGACGCUGUGGGGUAUGGCAAGCCCUGGUUUCAUCUGCGCCAUUCGGGCAAUGAUCGACUUUAUCUACCUCGCUCAGAAUCCCCUUCACACUCAAUCUAGCAUCGGAAAGAGCGGUGCUAAGGACGACUUCUUCAUUCCGAAACUGGAACUCAUGCAAAGCUUCACUCGUGCAAUCUCCCAUGUUGGUUCACUUAUGCAGUGGACGGCAGACGUGUUGGAACGUCUUCUAAUAACACACUGCAAACAUCCGUUUGAGCACACAAGCCGUCAGCGAGAUUUCGUCCUGCAGAUCGCCCACAUCCUCGAUUGGGAGGAGUCCAUCCAGCUCUUCGAUCUUUAUACAUUGUUAUCCUCCUCCUCAUCUACGCCUGGUCAGGACCCUCUCAUCAAUGCCGUCAUCGAGGAAGAUGAAGAGAUCGCCAGUACGGAGACAGAUCCUACUCUUGCUUGGGUCUCCAAUGUGAACCCAGCCACCCAGCUAAGUCUACAAGGCCCGUGCCCUGUUCGUAAUCAUUUCCUGAAGGGUAUCAUAUCGGACAAUGCACGGAUUGCCUUCAACGUGACCAUGAAAGCAGAUCGCAGCCACCUCGAUGCGUCUCAGCUGCAGUCAUUAUAUAACCUCCCUGAUUUCGCGCAUGCUUUACACCUCUACGCAACCUGCAAUGGCUGUACGCUCCCUGAUCACGUAUCAUUCAACACAUGGUUGAAAUUUCGGAUCCAGCUACAUUCCACCUUCCACACUUGUAGAAUCAUGCCGAGCCAACAGAUUCAUGCCGAACCACCUUCCAGUAAUUUCCCUAGAGGGAACUGCGACGCCGUGUUAUUUAGCCAGAGGGUCAAUGGUGAUAAGGAUGCCAUAUUCCAGCCAAUUCUUCCUAGAGGCUCCCAUGCGCAACUCCCUGAACACUUGUCUCAGGUACUGGUAUAUAUACAACAUUUCGACUUCAUCAUACCUGGCCCCGAGUCAUCCACGGGUAUGUGGAUGGUCAGACGAUCAUAUACUGGACACCCUUCACAGUCGGAGACGGUAAUCAGGCGUGGAUCCAUAAUUCCCCUAACAGACAUUACGCAUGCCGUGGAGAUCAUACCUGUCUAUCGAGGACCAUUGGAUAAAGAUGUGAAUUCCAGGAACUCACUGGAGGUAUUCGACGAUCAUUUCUUGAACAAUUUCGCAGAUAAAGAACUGUACCAUUUGCUCUCAGUGAUCUCAGAAAACUAG